Molecule: messenger RNA, 1741 nt
Organism: Vicugna pacos (alpaca)
Lineage: Eukaryota; Metazoa; Chordata; Mammalia; Artiodactyla; Camelidae
Source: RefSeq, a predicted model, not a curated record
AAGCCCAGAGCACUGUGGCCACAGAGACACUCGCACGCAGCCCUCAGGGUGGGCAGGACAGGCUGCAGGCAGAUGAGGACAAGAUGUGAUCUGAAGAGGCCUUGUGGCUUAAGGCCACUGCUGGAGAGAGAGAGAGAGAGAGAGAGUCGGCCAGACUCUCUCUCUUGGACAGCAAGCUAUACGCGCCACCGAGUGGCCUGUGUAGACCCCACUGCCCGCCCCUCAGGCUCUCAAUAGCGGCCCUUAUCCUGAGAAGCAUGUGGCCCAGUGGCCUUGAGGUUCCCGAUGUGCUCAGCCAGUGGCUGCUUUUGCUCCUCCUGUGGCUGCUGAUGGGACCAGUAACUGGCGCCCCGACCACGCCGGACACCUCCAGCGCCCCAAGUCUGCGAGAGCGCGCACGGGCCCUGAUGCGGGACUUCCCGCUCGUCGACGGACACAACGACAUGCCCCUGGUCGUGAGGCAGUUUUACCACAAUGGGCUACAGGAUGUUAAUCUGCACAAUUUCAGCCACGGCCAGACCAGCCUGAACAGGCUUAGAGAUGGUCUCGUGGGUGCCCAGUUCUGGUCAGCCUACGUCCCAUGCCAGACCCAGGAACGGGAUGCUGUGCGCCUUACCCUGGAGCAAAUUGAUCUCAUCCGGCGCAUGUGUGCCUCCUAUGCUGAGCUGGAGCUUGUGACCUCAGUUGAAGCUCUGAACAGUACCCAGAAAUUGGCUUGCCUCAUUGGUGUGGAAGGCGGCCACUCACUGGACAGUAGCCUCUCCGUCUUGCGAACCUUCUACGUGCUGGGUGUGCGCUACCUGACACUCACCCACACCUGCAACACACCCUGGGCAGAGAGCUCGGCUAAGGGUAUCCAUCCCUUCUACAACAAUGUGAGUGGGCUGACCAGCUUUGGUGAGAAGGUGGUGGCAGAAAUGAACCGUCUGGGAAUGAUGGUAGACUUGUCCCAUGUCUCAGACGCCGUGGCACAGCGAGCCCUAGAAGUGUCACAGGCACCCGUGAUCUUCUCCCACUCAGCUGCCCGGGGCGUGUGCAGGGACGCUCGGAAUGUUCCUGAUGAUAUCCUGCAGCUUCUGAAGAAGAAUGGUGGCAUUGUGAUGGUGUCCUUGUCAGUGGGGGUGCUGCAGUGCAACCUGUUAGCCAACGUGUCUACUGUGGCAGAUCAUUUCGACCACAUCAGGGCAGUCAUUGGAUCCAAGUUUAUUGGGAUUGGUGGAGAUUAUGAUGGAGCUGGCCGGUUCCCUCAGGGGCUGGAGGACGUGUCCACAUACCCGGUACUGAUAGAGGAGUUGCUGCGUCGUGACUGGAGUGAGGAAGAGCUUCAGGGUGUCCUUCGAGGAAACCUGCUGCGAGUCUUCAGACAGGUGGAACAGGUACGGGAGGAAAACAAGGGGCAGAGUCCCUUGGAGGACGAGUUCCCGGAUGAGCAGCUGGGCAGCUCUUGCCGCUCCGUCCUCCCACAUCCUCGUCAAAGACAGAAUCUGGCUCCAGACCAGAAACUAACCGAGACUCCAGUGCAUGGGAAACUCAUUUUGUCACCUAAGUGGUCAUUCUCAAAAUCCCACCCCUACAUGGCCCCAGGCCUCAAAGUUAUUGCUGCCUUCCCAGUCCUCAUUCUGUGGCUCUGGUGAUCCAGUUAAUCCUGUCAGAUGUCAUUUUGGCAGCCACAGACAACCCACAAAGUUCCCUCGCAUGCAAGCACAAACAUUUCCUGAAAAUAAAUGUUUCACACAUGGAA